AAGAGGGCGCGGAGCUGCGGCCAUGACUGGCAUUCUGUGCGAUUGGCUGAAUCGAGAAGUAAAGCUCUCGCGGACAGUGGAUUCAGAGUCUUUCUCCAGAGAAUUUUCCUCCGGUUAUCUCAUUGGAGAACUUCUAAACAAGUAUGAACUUCAGGAAGAUUUUGACCAGUUUUCACAAAGCAGGCUUGCCAAUGCAAAACUUAACAACUUUUCUCGCAUGGAGCCCACCCUUCAACUUCUGGGUGUACAGUUUGACCAAAAUGUAGCCCGAAACAUCAUGACAGAGCAGCAUGGAGCUGCUAUCAAACUUGUGUACCAACUGUACGUGGCUCUAGAGAAAAAGAAAAAAGCAGGACUCACUGGAGUUGCCAUGGAUGCAAUGCGACCCUCAGCUCAUGCAAAGCUCAAGGGUGUAGGAACAGAAAUAUAUCGUGAGCGACUCAAAACACUAGUACCACGCCAGGCAGACCUGUCACUCCAACAGAUUUCAGACAGCUUUCAAAACAAAGCCAAGAUCAUGGAAAGUAAGAUAGCUAGCAUGCAGUUUGUGAAACAACAACAAGCUAAACAGAUCCAGGAGGAAAAGAAAGUUCAAGAGCUUGAAAAGAAAAUUGCAGAAAAACGUAGGCAAAAUGAAAUCAUGGCCAAGAUUCAAGCAGCAGUUAUCCAGAUUCCAAAACCAUUGCCACAGCAUACUGACAAAGUGAUUGAAGACCAAAAACUGCAGAAGAAGAAGAAGGAAGCAGAGAACACGUACACUGAAAUUAGGAACUUUGAAAAACAAAUGAGGAAAGAGGCUGCUCUGCCUGCCCAACUCACUGAGAGCAUGAUAAGUGCUGUAAAACAGGCACAAGAACUAGCUGUGGCAAAUCCAGCCAUUACUGACCUACUGAACACCUACUCGGAUGAUGAAUAUAUUAGGAAAAUUCAGAAACGUCUUGAGGAAGAUACCUUUGCUCGAGAACAACGGGAGAAGAGGAGACGAAAGAUGUUAAGAGAGCAACUAAUAGCCCACGAAGCACAAGAAGAGGCAUACAGAGAAGAGCAGCUUGUUAACCGACUUAUGAGACAGUCCCAGCAGGAGCGGAGAAUAGCUGUUCAACUGAUGCAUGUGAGGCAUGAAAAAGAAGUCCUGUGGCAAAACAGAAUUUACAGAGAAAAGCAGUUUGAGGAAAGACGCCUCAAAGAAUUUCAAGAAGCUCUUGACAGGGAGGAGGCUCUUGCAAAACAAGAGAAAAUUGAACUUGCAGAACAGGCCCUUAGAGAAAAACAACUCCAUACAAAGCUUGCUGCUGAAAGAGCUGAGGCUCGCUAUAAGAAGCAUUAUGAAAUGUGCUGGGAUGUCAUUGAACAAAUAAUUGAUUUAGCAACUAAAAUAGGAGAAUAUAGAACGCUGACAAAUAAUUUAAUUCCUGCAAAGCUAAUGCGUGACUGGAAGGAACUCUUCUUGAAAGGAAAGCCAAUUUAUGAGCAAGCUGACAUCGACCAGUUGCCAGCAAAGCCGACUCCAGAACAAUUAGUAGAACUGGACAAAAUUAAUUUGCUAGAUGAGAAAGAUUAUGAUGAAUAUAAGGUACUCCCAACUGGUAUGGCUAUGAUUGAGGAAUGGUACCCUCCUGAAGAGAUCAGAGUAAAUAAACCACCACCUGAUAAUGUAAUAUUGGGUCAUGUGAUUCACAGAUUGAUGGAACUUGUCUAUCCCCCAGAACCCGAACCACCUCCACCUGUAUUUUCUCCAUUUCCUAUGAAAGGUUGCAUUUUGGGAAAACUCUAUAGUGGAAAAACCACCUGCUUAAAGUUCUUAGAAGAAGCUUUUGAUAUCCAGGUGUUAUCUCUUGAUGCACUGGUUACAGAGGCAAUUAAAUCCUUCCAUGAAAAUGAAUUGGCGAGUGAAAGCAGCCUACUUGAAGUCAAAGUUGAAGAGUCUUCCUUGAAUCAAAUCCAUGUUCUAAGAGAGGCUUCUAGGGCUUCUCUUACCAUACUGAAAACUUAUGACUCAGCAGAACGGAGUACAGUCCUUGCAGAGGAGUCCAAAGACGUUAUUGAGAAACCACCCACUGCUGUGAUGAGCGGUCAAGUGGAGCUGAGUGACGAUGAGGAUGAAUUAGCCAAACUUUCUACUCGUGCUCAGCUUGGUGCAGGAGCAGAGACAUUGUUAAAGAAAGGGAAAAACAUUCCAGAUGAAUUACUAGUUGGCAUCAUGGUGGAAGCUAUUAGUCGGCUACAACCAGAAAAGGGUUGGAUCUUGGAUGGAUUCCCAAUGACACUGAACCAGGCCAAACUGCUUGAAAAGGCAUUAACGGGGCGAGAUCCAGACCAGACAGAAGCUAAAACAAAAAACUUGAAAAAGCCCACAUUGGUUAUAGAUCCUGCAGCUCCAAAAGAGCCCCCUGUGCACCCACCUGGUCUCGACUUUGCUCUUUUUUUAGAUGUUUCAGACUGCAUCGUGAUGAAUCGGGUGGCAAGUGAGAGGGCUGACUCCUAUCAAAGAGGACACAAAAACACUGUUGAUAUUCCAGAAACAGAACCCCAGCAAAGACAGCAAUUAAAAUCAUUGUGGGGCCAGAUGCAGCACAGAAUUACAGGUUUCCUGGACACUUGGCCCCAAUUGGAAACUUGGUAUUCUAAACAGCAAAAUAUACUUACAAAGGUCAAUGCAGAGAUUGAAGAGAAUCUUAUGUGUCAAAGGGUAAAAGAAAUUUUAACAGAAGAACUCAUCAAGAUCCAAAAUAAAGGAAAAGAAAAGGAAAAGAAAGAAGCUGAGAAACAGCAAGAGAUUUUGUCAGAAGAAUCACCCGCAGAAAAGAGGGAGGAAGCAGCCCCUGCCCCAUUCUCAGAAGCACAGGAGCUGCCACCCCCUGAGACUAAAGCAGCUAAAGAGUCCCCUCUAUCAGAGUUACCUGCUAAAGGUAAAAAGGGAAAGAAAGAUGAAACAGUCAAAGGAAAAGAAUCAGGAGCCAAACCAGGAACUCCACGAGGAAAAGGACAGGCAAAAUCUGUGCCAUCUUCACCCGAAGAUGUAUUGCCUACUGCUACUGUUGAAGCACCUCCAAUCAAACCUGGGUCAAGUGAAUGGAUUUACACUGAUGAACCAUUACCCCAAGAAAUAGCAGAUUUCCUAGUUCCUUACUGGGAAACAGUGGAGAAAACAUAUGUCAAUGACAUCAAAGCAACACUUCGAUUCCUCAGAGCUGAGCAAUAUGUCAUCAUUCAUUACCUGUCAGACAUAAGAAACCAUUUCAAGGACUUCUUGAAGCGUCCAGACCACAAGCAGGAAUUUGUGACUCAGUGGCAAGUUGAUUAUAAUUCAGUGGCUGGUGACUUAUGGGAUGAUGAUGAAACGAAAGAAGAAUUGCACCAAAGAGUUACUGAUUUAAGAGAUCGUCUGUGGGAUAUCUGUGAAAACAGGAGAGAUGAAGCUGAGCAAGAACGUUGUGAUAUCAUGAAUGAUGGCUGGCUACCAGACCAAAUUGGGCUUCUGAUGAACCACAUUUUUUCACUUAUGCAGAAUGAAAUGGACCGUUUCCAAGAUACCAAAAGACUUCUGCAUGACUAUUAUAGAGCAAUGGAAGGCAAAAUUCCAACAGAAACCAGCUCCGACUUUACCAGAAUACCCUUGAUAGAUCUUACAGAAGGAGAACAAUCUGUGGAAGAGUACAGGACGAAAAUAAUUCCUAUGGUUGCUCACAGAUCUCCUUCACCAGAAGUUAACAGAGAAAAGACCAAAACAAUUCCAGUUAAGCUCAAGGACGAUCUGUUUUCAGAAAGUGUAAUAUUUAAUUUCAGUCCAAAUGAGAAAAUGAUCACAGAGACAUGGCACCAUGUUGUAACAACUAUAUCUUACAUGCUGAGUUCUGAAAUACAGUCAAAAGAAGCGGAGGAGGAAAAAGAACGGCUUCAGGAAGAAAUGAAGGAAAAAGAGCGCCUCAAAUCUUCACAAGCAAUUUCUGGCAAAGGUGGAAAGGAAGGGAAAGGGAAAGGAGGAAAAGGCGAAAAGGAUGCAAAAGGUGGGAAAGAAGCGAAAGAUGGGAAAGAGGUCAAAGCCAAGGACAGCAAAGAUGCUAAGAAAGGAAAAAAGAAAGGUACCCAUUCUCCAUCUAUGACUGAAACAAUACCAGUUCCUUUAUCCCCAGAAGAAUUAAAGAAGCAAGAAUUGAAGUUUAAGAUGAAACAGGAAUAUUUUGCUGCAUUGGAGUAUGAAGCGGAGGCUGCAAAAUCUCGUCUUGAUCUGUUAAAAGUUAAAGGAUUAGCAUUCCUGGAGGAUCUACAAUCAAGGGCAGAAGAGAUAUACAGGGACAUGGAAAAAUGGCUUGGAGAGAGAUUUCUGGCUGAAAUGGCUAGUGUGGAUAAAUUAAUCGCGGUUGUCCGCAAUCAUGUUGAAACUUCCUCCAGAAUUCAGUUUGAAUUAAUCCUGGAAGGGAUAGAUUUCUACAUUAAUGGUGAUGUAACAGUAUUUCGAGAUCCUGCCCUUCCUCCUCGUCCCCCAUCUGUGGAGACUGCUACAAAUGGCACACUAACUAUUUCACAGCUUAAUACUCUUCAUAAGCAGUUUCUACAGGUGGCACCUAAAGGUUUAAUACCAAGUAAAACCUUCACAGAUAUUGUGUUUGAUUUGAUCACUUUGAAUCUCGGCUCCAAUAUGCUUCCUGAUUCCUGGAUGCAUCUUGUCAUGUAUGAUUUGCAAAGCCUGGCAUUCUUCCUACUUGUGAACCUGGACACAGUGGACUGGCGCAGGUUCUUACAUGCGGCUUCCCAGCCUUGGCCGAUUCCCUCCGUAACAGAACUGCUUGAAACACUGCAGAGAUUUCAGGAUGUGGACACAGAAGGGUCUGGCUUUGUCACCCAGGAAGAAUACGAACAGGUUGGACUGUGGUUUAAAGGCAGUGAAGAUUUAGCCAUUCCAGAAAGUCCUACAGAGCCUUUACCAUUUAACCGUCAGAAGCAUCUCAUAGAAUUUUUGUUCACUUUAUUUGCUGAUCCUGAAAAAGACCCUCCUCAGCUGAACUACACUGAGAUGCUACUCUAUUUUGCCUCUCACCCUGAUGCUAUAAAUGGUGUCUAUCGAGCUCUUAGCGUUGCAACAGGGACAUAUAUCCAGAGGAAAAAGGAGAAACGCUUUCAUCUUCCUCAAAUGUUUGCCACAUCUGCUGAACAUCUCAUAAGCACUGCUGCCCAUGAUGAACAGCCAGAGGAGGAGGCUGGUGAAGAAGGGGAGGAAGAGGAGGAAGAAGAAAAGGAAGAGAAGGAGAAAGAAGAUGAAGCCCCGUCUAUCAUCAAUGAAGGAGACAUCUCUCUGGCUACACUUCUCCGUGUGUUCCAGCAUGAAACAAACAAAGCUGCUGACAACCACAGAUUUAGUAGUCAUCUGACAGAAGAGGACAAUUAUGAGCAUUUCAUUAAGGUAUACAAGGAUCUUGGCUCCGAAGAGCUGCAGCCCAUCAAAGUUGAACUCCUUUUGAAGCAUCCCUUCAUUCAAGACUUAAUCAAUAACUACUCGGGGUACAAACUUCCUGAUUUUAAAAUGAUUCUGCAGAGAGCAGCCCAAAUGCAACCAUUUAAUGGAGAUAACGCCAACUUAUAAAGAAGUUAAAAUAAGAGAAGGGGCAGGGGGAGGAAGUCUGGGACUGUUUUUCAGCACAACAGAAGUAUUUCCCAAAUGUUGACCUAGAUAUCGGGGUGAUUCUUACUCACUUAUAGCGUUGUGUCCUUUAAUUAGAAUAGAAAUGGUUUUGUAUUCAUUCUCUUUUAAAUAAAGGUUUAUUUAAAAGAAGCCAAUGAGUGGUUCAGGCAGAUU
Messenger RNA from Candoia aspera, 5794 nucleotides. RefSeq names its product sperm flagellar 2 (gene SPEF2). The transcript is spliced from 37 exons. Bases 23 to 5581 code for a protein of 1852 amino acids. Gene Ontology annotation, molecular function: protein binding; calcium ion binding. Gene Ontology annotation, cellular component: manchette; sperm midpiece. NCBI's taxonomy places the organism in Eukaryota, Metazoa, Chordata, Lepidosauria, Squamata, Candoiidae. Gene Ontology annotation, biological process: sperm axoneme assembly. The record is from RefSeq and is a predicted model, not a curated record.